UUCAACAGUAGUGACCAAAUAAUCUCCACGAAACCAUCUGGCUAAUAAUCAGAAAUGGCUAUGACAGGGGAAAGCCUGAGAGACAAACCUAGAUGGAACCUUGGAGGAAUGACCGCUCUCGUCACCGGUGGUACCAAAGGCCUCGGGGAAUCCGUGGUGAAGGAACUAGCCUUUAUGGGAGCCAGAGUCCACACGUGUGCCAGAGAUGAAACUCAGCUUCAAGAAAGCUUGCAUGAGUGGCAAGCAAACGGGUUUCAGGUUACCACUUCUGUCUGCGACGUUUCUUCUCCUGAUCAACGAGAGAAACUCAUGGAAACCGUUUCCUCUGUCUUCCAAGGAAAACUCAACAUCUUUGUAAGCAAUGUGGGAACGGGUCUUGUGAAGCCGACCAUAGAGUGUACAUCAGAAGAAUUCUCGUUUAUCAUGGCUACAAAUCUGGAGUCAACAUUUCAUCUAGCACAGCUCGCGCACCCGCUUUUGAAAACCUCUGGUUCAGGGAACAUUGUGCUCAUGUCUUCGGUUGCUGGGGUUGUAAAUUUGAGUCGUACAUCCAUCUAUGGAGCAACCAAAGGAGCCAUGAAUCAGCUAGCGAGAAAUUUGGCGUGCGAAUGGGCGAGUGAUAACAUAAGGGUUAACUCUGUUUGUCCAUGGUUCAUCAAAACUCCUGCAACUAAAGAUUUUCUCAGUGGUGAAGUAAAAGAAAAGGUGGAAAAUGUGACACCAUUGGGGCGUGUUGGAGAGGCAAAUGAAGUGUCAUCGCUUGUGGCAUUUCUCUGUUUUCCUGCAGCUUCUUAUAUUACUGGUCAGACCAUUUGCGUUGAUGGAGGUUUCACUAUCAACGGCUUCUCUUUCCCUUAAAUACAUAUAUAUGUAUAAAUUGCCAAAUUGUUGGAUAAUGUUUCAAUACCUUAUGAAUUUAAGACCAUUUGUGUUGAUUCUCCUCUGAUGCUCGUGUUUACAUUCAAAUAUUCAAUAUAUGUUUCAGAUUUUAGCG
Messenger RNA from Eruca vesicaria subsp. sativa (arugula), 994 nucleotides. The record is from the annotation of a GenBank genome assembly. NCBI's taxonomy places the organism in Eukaryota, Viridiplantae, Streptophyta, Magnoliopsida, Brassicales, Brassicaceae.